This is a messenger RNA of Camelina sativa (false flax), 969 nucleotides long. RefSeq lists its product as uncharacterized. Lineage: Eukaryota; Viridiplantae; Streptophyta; Magnoliopsida; Brassicales; Brassicaceae. The record is from RefSeq and is a predicted model, not a curated record.
AUGAAAGAGUUUCACAUCAAACUCCCAUUCCUAGAGUCAAUAAAGAACACAAAAACAUACAAGAAAUGUUUGAAGGAUGUCUUGUCUUACAAGAAGAGCAUUGAAGAAGGGGUCAUGAUGAUUUCAACUGGGAAGGCAUAUGUGCAUUUUGAGAAGCAGGAAAAACAUCAAAGGAACAAGGAGAAAAUCCUUGCAAUGGCACACUUGAAAGAAGAGGUAGAGAUGGUUAGUUCUGAGUGCAAUGCUAUCAUCCCGAUUGAGAUUCCUAAGAAGCUUGGAGAUCCAGGGAGUUUUGUACUACCUUGCCAAAUUGGGAGAUUCAUGUUUGAGAGAUGUUUAUGUGACUUGGGAGCUAGUGUCAAUUUGAUGCCGCUUUCUGUGUCAGAGCGUUUGGGAAUCACCAAUUUCAAACCGUCAAGGAUCUCCUUAGUGCUUGCUGAUCGUUCUGUGCGAUCUCCAGUUGGGUUGGUGGAGGAUGUGCAUGUUAGAGUUGGGAACUUCUACAUCCCAACUGACUUCACAGUUUUGGAGCUUGAUAAAGAACCACAUGAUCCUCUCAUUCUUGGUCGCCCAUUCUUACAUACCGUUGGGGCUAUGAUUGAUGUAAAAAAACAGCAAAUUCACUUGCAGAUUGGUGACCAUACUCAGGAAUUUGACAUGAGAAGGUUGCUGAAAAAACCUACUAUUGGAGGACAAGCCUUUUCAAUUGAAACCAUUGAUGAUCCUAGGGAUAAGUAUGCGAAGACAUGCAUUGGUUGGAGUGAGGUCAAGGAAGUCCUGGAUGGAGACCUUCAAAUUCCAGUAAAAAAGGUUAGUGCUACUUGCAAGGUUAAGCCCAAAUGGAUAAAGGAAAAUCCUCAUGUAACCUUGACACCUAUGAAGUGUGUUGGAGAUACCAUAGAGUAUAAGGUGCAGUGUAAGGGAACCUCAAAACCUUUUUCAAAAGCUAGGAGUAUUCUAACUUCAUAA